CAAGAAUUAGUAAAGGAGGUGAUCGUUAGAUACACAAAGACAGCGCUCAUUUUAAACUCUGUGUAUGAAUAGACAGUUUGUAUGAAACCAUUUUCUGUGUUUUACGGUCUAGACGGAGCAGCAACUCAAGAUGGCAAAGAGAAAAGCUGCUGGAGCCUCCACGCAGACCAGACGGAGACGCUGGUGGCAUCUGAGACAGAGAUGGAGGAUGCUGGGAGUUUUUGAGAUCAACCCUGAGCACGAGUUUUACCACCUCACGGCCAAGAUCAAAGAGGGCAUGCAGGCAGCUAUUCAGCCCACUGUGGACUCACCUGUACAGAAUACACUUACAGCUGAACAUUUCAAGGCAGAGGAAACUCACACUCAUGAGGGUUUUGAGAUGCAGACAUUUGCUGCACCUGUGUUUGCUAAACUGAGACAUUCACUGGACAUCCCAGAGGAGGAUUACAUGAAGUCCCUCUGCUCAGACGACUGCUACCUUCAGUUUGUCAGCAACUCCAAGAGCAAGGCCAAUUUCUUCGUCACGAAUGACAAGAGAUACUUCCUGAAGACGCAGAGCGGGCGAGAGGUCCGGUUCCUGCUGUCCAACCUGCAGCCAUACAUGGACCACCUGGAGAAAUACCCUCAUUCACUCCUUGUGAGAUUCCUGGGUGUUCACAGGAUUAUAAUCCCAAAUGAAGAAAAGAAGUACUUUAUUGUGAUGCAGAGCGUCUUCUACCCCGAUGAGAGGAUCAACAUUAGAUACGACAUCAAAGGGUGUGAGGUCGGUCGAUGGACAAACCCCGACACAGGAGGGAAACAGAUCAUCAAAGUGCUGAAGGACAAUAACUUUGAAGGGCAGUCCAUCGCAUUAGAUCAGGGGAAAUCUUGGUUCAACAGUCAAGUGAAAAAAGACGCUACGUUCCUUCAGGGGCUCAACGUCCUGGACUACAGCCUCCUGGUGGCUCAUCAGCCUCUGCACAGAGACGAGCUGGAAGGGAAACACUCUCUGGCCAACCUUGUUGUUCGCACCACAAAGUCUUUCGACUUUGAUGAAAGUCCAACGGAUGAAGACCCCCCCACUGUCCCAUUACUGGAGGAGACAGCAGAUGCUGCAGAGCGUGAGAGCGGGCAGCCUCAGGCAGCAGCAGCAUCAGCAGGUGAGGGCUCAGCUGAGGAGAUCCCCCUCCAGGAGAUGAACAGCUCUGUGAGAAAGAACAGGAGUGACUCAGAACUGGAGGACUUCCAGGAGCAUCAUUGUAGGCUGCUCCCAAACUGCAAAAAUGCUGUUCACGUGAUCGACGGGCCGGAUCGUCGCUACUUUGUGGGCAUCAUAGACGUUUUCACCGUCUACGGCUGGAAGAAAAAACUGGAGGGUCUGUGGAAAAGUCUCCGCUUCCCGGGCAGAGCCUUUUCUACUGUCAGCCCUGACAAAUACUCACGCAGGUUCUGCCAGUGGAUACAGGCCCACACUCAGUGACAAAAUCCACAAUCCCUUAGUGUCCUUCAGAGGUGCUGUGAGACAUCUGGGUUCUGGAGUUCAGAUCGUUUUACAGGAGCAGCUCACAUCUCUGAAGGGUGUCUUACUUCUGGAUGUACAGUAUACAACUAUUGACAGUUAUCAUGAAUUAGUGUCUUUGUCAUCAUUGUCUUUAUUUAUCUGAAUACAGAAACAAGGACAUUCACAUUUUGAAGUAUCUGGUUACAACAUCCCUCCAAAAAUUUGAAUAAAAGCCAAAGUCUGAGAACAUUUAAUAAAGAAAAGGAAAAGUGUACAGUCAUUCAUUCAUUUAUUAAAGGUGCAGGGUAUGAGUGCAACCAAGGUUGGUCUGAUAUAGUGAUUCGGUUUAGCUUUGACGGGGGGGGCAGUUUGGAGAACAGUUUGUGGGAUGGAUGUUAAGGGUUUCUGAUGAUGCCUGAAGCCCUGGGAGCACAGCACUGAUGGUAAUGAUGCAGCAGAAAAAAGGGUCUUGCUGUCUUCACUAUCCUAGUCAGCUGAUAAUGUUCGGCAGGUUUUUAAUUCUAAAAUUGGUUGGUCUAAUUGUUCCCCUGUAGAAGGUGGUGGGGGCUGCAGUGAGUGCCCUCUGUAGUCUCUGUUGAGCAUUUUUUAAUUAUGGUUUCAAUUUUAAAAGGCAAGGUUCUCUGCUAGUUACACAGCCAGGACGUUGAUGUUACUGACCGUCUUCACAGCGCCACUAUAGAUACAUACUGUAUGACCAUGAACUGAAACUCUUUAACAAAGUUAUUGAUGUGUCAGUGACUCAAACAACAAUUCAAAAAUAUUUUAUUGAUCCUUUUCAUUUUCUAAAAAUCAGGAGAAAGAAUUCUCAGUUUGAACUUUACUUUUAUGCAACAUGGUGAGGGAAUAAAUACAAAAUAAAGAUGAGAAGCUACAGUAGUUUCAGCUAUUGAGCUGAAAAGUCUCAGAGUGUUUAUUAAAGGUUGAUGCACUUUUUGUUCAAAAAACUUAAUGUGUUAAUGUGUUACAUCAGUAAGUUAUUCAGGGAUUUAAUAUGAAAGAAAACAGCUUAACAAUAACAGACAACCGUAAGGUAAAAACGUAGCUUCUUCUGUAAAUAUGGUACGAUUUAAAUAUAUAUGACAUAUCUAUUGAAUUCAUAAAUAUACAAAAUGUCUUAUGAUAACAAUUUAUUUGUGUUAAUGCAUUUAGAAAAUGUGCAACAAAACAUGUUUAACUCUUCUCAUGUUGUAUUUAAACAAACAAACUACCUUUCUAUGUUUGUGUUUAAGGCUUUAAUACAUUGAUAAUUUAUUCUGUUUUUUUUUCAGAAGACUGAUUCCAUUUUUAUUUGGACCUUGUCCAGUCGACAUACACCAUGAUGGAGAUAUGAUUUAGUCUUUGUUGUAUUAGGCUGUGACACAUGUUCAGCCAGAGGAGAUGUGCACUCAGUCAGGAAACUUUGACUCUGAAAGAUUUUUUUGUUUGAGCGUGUAAAGAACUUUAUUCUUUGUGUAGUUUAAAAGGGGCUGGACAUAAAAUAAAUGCCUGGGGUGUGUGGGUACUGUAGUGUUGGUGUAAAUUAUUAAAAUAACAUCACAUUUUAUUAACCAGUUCAAUUGUUUUUUAUAUUUUCACGUCUCAAAUCUUUGUUAAUUUUUUA
Messenger RNA from Labrus bergylta (ballan wrasse), 3101 nucleotides. Its product is annotated as phosphatidylinositol 4-phosphate 5-kinase-like protein 1. The record is from RefSeq and is a predicted model, not a curated record. Gene Ontology annotation, molecular function: 1-phosphatidylinositol-4-phosphate 5-kinase activity. Gene Ontology annotation, cellular component: plasma membrane. Gene Ontology annotation, biological process: phosphatidylinositol phosphate biosynthetic process. Lineage: Eukaryota; Metazoa; Chordata; Actinopteri; Labriformes; Labridae.